Sus scrofa (pig) is the source of this 3862-nucleotide messenger RNA. It is a transcript of the gene RSPRY1, whose product is annotated as ring finger and SPRY domain containing 1. The record is from RefSeq and is a predicted model, not a curated record. Gene Ontology annotation, molecular function: protein binding; ubiquitin-protein transferase activity. Lineage: Eukaryota; Metazoa; Chordata; Mammalia; Artiodactyla; Suidae. Gene Ontology annotation, cellular component: cytoplasm.
CCUGGGGGACUGAGGGAGGGCCCGGGCGGUACGAAGCGGGGGUGGGCCCAGUACGUAAUGGCAGCGCGGUGGCCUCGCGUCCAUCUUUACCGCUCUCUCGGACCUGUCACAAAGGAGUAGCCCUGCCGCCGCCGCCCCCUCCCUCGGGUGGGCCCAGGAGCUGGAGAAAGUCAGUGCCGCAGCCCAGACGCGCUGCUCCGGGAAGCCCCUGGGGACGCGGAGCGGGGGGGAGCCCUAGGGCUGGGGACGUCCGUGAGGGAGAACAGCCGCCUGAGUGCGGCGGCGAGACCAGACUUGGGUCGGAGGAGGCUCCGGGACGGGGCCUGGGAGGUGGGUGGCGUUGGGCAGAGCCCAGAAAACAGCCCGGAGGUUCUCCAGAGACGCCCGUGCUGAAGGCGCCAGGAGAGGUUCCUGGAAGAGGGUGUUCCCCCUUUAGGGGGUUCUCGACCGGAGGAGGUUGUUGGGGGUCGCCCUUCUGAGGAGGCCGCGGCGAAAGGGAUCCAGAACUGCCACUGGAUGACUAGGAUUCCCUGUAACUGAUAAUGUUGGAGAUCAACUCUGCAACUUUCUUCAGCAUUCAUUUGUUAAAAACAAAUAGGAUGCAAGUUCCUCAGCUUCCAAUUAUGAAAACAGUACUUGGAAAACUGAAAACUAUCUAAAUGAUUGUCUUUGGUUGGGCCGUGUUCUUAGUGAGCAGAAGCCUUGGCCAGGGUCUGCUGCUGACUCUUGAGGAGCACAUAGCUCAUUUCUUGGGGACUAGAGGUGCCACUGCAACCAUGGGUAACUCCUGUAUCUGCCGAGAUGACAGUGGGGCAGAAGACGCUGUUGACACCCAGCAGCAGCAGGCUGAGAACAGUGCGGUACCCACUGCUGACACAAGGAACCAACCCCGGGACCCUGUUCGGCCACCAAGGAGGGGCCGAGGACCUCAUGAGCCAAGGAGAAAGAAACAAAAUGUGGACGGGCUAGUGCUGGACACACUAGCAGUCAUACGGACUCUUGUAGAUAAUGAUCAGGAACCUCCCUAUUCAAUGAUUACAUUGCACGAAAUGGCAGAAACAGAUGAAGGAUGGUUGGACGUUGUCCAGUCUUUAAUUAGAGUUAUUCCAUUGGAAGAUCCCCUGGGACCAGCUGUUAUAACAUUAUUACUAGAUGAAUGUCCACUGCCCACUAAAGAUGCACUCCAGAAAUUGACUGAAAUUCUCAAUUUAAAUGGAGAAGUAGCUUGCCAGGACUCAGGUCAUCCUGCCAAACACAGGAACACAUCUGCAGUCCUAGGCUGCCUGGCUGAGAAACUAGCAGGUCCUGCAAGUAUAGGUUUACUUAGCCCAGGAAUACUGGAAUAUUUGCUGCAGUGUCUGAAAUUACAGUCCCACCCCACAGUCAUGCUUUUUGCACUUAUCGCACUGGAAAAGUUUGCACAGACAAGUGAAAAUAAAUUGACUAUAUCUGAAUCCAGUAUUAGCGACCGGCUUAUCACCUUGGAGUCCUGGGCUGAUGAUCCUGAUUAUCUGAAACGUCAAGUUGGUUUCUGUGCCCAGUGGAGCUUGGACAAUCUGUUUUUAAAAGAAGGUAGGCAGCUGACCUAUGAGAAAGUGGACUUGAAUAGCAUCAGGGCCAUGCUGAACAGCAAUGAUGUCAGCGAGUACCUGAAGAUCUCGCCUCACGGCUUGGAGGCUCGCUGUGAUGCCUCCUCUUUUGAAAGUGUGCGUUGUACCUUUUGUGUGGAUGCUGGGGUGUGGUACUACGAAGUAACAGUGGUCACUUCUGGGGUCAUGCAGAUCGGCUGGGCCACACGAGACAGCAAAUUUCUCAAUCACGAAGGCUACGGCAUUGGGGACGACGAAUACUCCUGUGCAUACGAUGGCUGCCGGCAGCUGAUUUGGUACAACGCCAGAAGUAAGCCUCACCUGCACCCCUGCUGGAAAGAAGGAGACACAGUAGGAUUUCUGUUAGACUUGAAUGAAAAGCAAAUGAUCUUCUUUUUAAAUGGCAACCAGCUGCCUCCUGAGAAGCAAGUCUUUUCAUCUACUGUAUCUGGAUUUUUUGCUGCAGCUAGUUUCAUGUCAUAUCAACAAUGUGAGUUCAAUUUUGGAGCAAAACCAUUCAAAUAUCCACCAUCUAUGAAAUUUAGCACUUUUAAUGACUACGCCUUCCUAACAGCUGAAGAGAAAAUCAUUUUGCCAAGGCACAGGCGUCUUGCUCUGCUGAAGCAAGUCAGUAUCCGGGAAAACUGCUGCUCCCUGUGUUGCGAUGAGGUAGCAGACACACAGUUGAAGCCAUGCGGACAUAGUGACCUGUGCAUGGAUUGUGCCUUGCAACUGGAGACCUGCCCAUUGUGUCGUAAAGAAAUAGUGUCUAGAGUCAGACAGAUUUCUCAUAUUUCUUGACACAUGUGAAGAGGCACCAUGGACUUAUUUCUACUCAAUUCCAGCCAAUGUUGAAAAGAAAAACAAAGAAAAAAAAAAUCUCUAAUCAGUUGUACGCACAUUGAAACUUAUAGCCAUGGCCAGAUUUUAUGCUAAAAAAUGGUAGUUUGUCAAAGACAAAAUUCUCCUAGAAUCUAACCCAACUUGCCAGCCCUGAGAAAUCACUUUUAAGGCCAAGGAAAGCUGAAUGCCAACAGCCAGGCCUGUGGUACUUCCAUGAAAAACAGUAGGAGACAGUGCCCACCCCCACCCCUGAGUGCUGAAACCACACCAGAAAUCUCCAGGUUGGGUUCAUUUGAUUGCUUAACACAGGAUGUUUUGUCUCAGACUCUAAAGUUUUUACUUUGGGCAAAAGUCACUAUGGAGAAGUCAAUGACGACAUUUCUGGGUUAAGUGUAACUUCUCAUUGGUCAGAGAGCCACGGCGUGUUAAGCAUGGAUACUGCGCUGCAAGACUUGAAGCUGUAAGACUAGAAUGACACAGGUCAGUACUGCAAGCAACAUAGAGGGCCUGAAAGAAGGUGCACAGACUGUAGAAAAAAUCCAAUUUUUGAUAUUUCAGUGAUUCCAAAGAACAUUCUAGUUUUGUUUUUUUUUUUUUUCUUUUUAACUGCAGAGAGUUGGUGGUAUUUUCACAUUCAUGGUGUUUCUAUCCAAUUUCAGUACCCACAUUUUGUGAGGAAAAAUUGUUUUAACAAUGCAGGAGGAAUUCUUAAAUUAAUUGCAAUGUUAGACUGGAGAAAAUUUGGUAUUUAGAGUAUUUUUAAGGUACCAUUGAAUCAGGAUUUUUUGGUUUUUGUUUAAAAAAAUUCUUUUUAAUCAGUAUUGUUUUUGGAAGUAAUAUACUUUGAAACUCUUAACUAAUAGUCUCAAAAACUCUUAGAGGACAGUCUGAGAGCACGUAUUCCUAUUGUUUAAAAUAAAUACAUGUUUUCGAAUAGUAAAUUCAAUCAUGGAUUGUUGACUAUGUCUUCAUCAAAAGUGUUAUUCCCUCUCAGGGUCUCUGGUGAAGACCUUCAAGAGUUUGGUUUUUUCUCCCAGAAAAUUGGAAGGUAGAAUUGUAAAUUCAUAGAACUUAUUUUAUAAUGGUGUACCUCAACAGCUGCCUUUCAAUUUAUGCCAAGUCCUUACUGAGUUUAUACUUGAAUAGUAAAUAUGUCUUCUGAGUUUUACAGUGUCUUAAAUUCAAUGCACAUUUUUUUUUCUUCCUUUCCCACCCUUUCUUGUUUGUAGUUCAUUCAACUGUCCUAUUCCAGAGCUGAUUUCCUUCCUGGCCGUACUUGUUGGGGUGCUGGAUUUUUUUCCAUGUCUUUAGUCUUCCGUAAAUUCAAAAAAAUAUAUAUAAAUAUAUAUAUAUAUAAUGUUCUCUUCUUUAGCUUGUGGUGAAUAUAGUAAUUUGCAUUGAUGAAAUAAAACAUUUGUUGCCUUUUUUGA